AUGGCAGGAAACGAAAUUAAAUCAGGCUGGAUCGAAAAGCGAUCACAAUAUCUUAAGUCCUGGCGAGAAAGAUGGCUUGUGCUCUCUCCUUUGUUUCUCCAAACCUAUAAAACCCCUACAGACCAAGAGCACGCCACAAUGAGUUUAGAAUUAUCCACUAUAGACGAAGCAGUUCCCAGUGAAUUUGAAAUAGCAAAAGAGCACUGUUUCAGAAUAACAGCUCAAGGCACCCGAUAUUACAUAGCCACUGACACUGACCAAGAAAUGUGCUCAUGGCUCAACAUCAUUAACCAUGCUCGCCACAUUCAGUCAGUGCCCUUGCUUUCAAUCAAUUGCAUGCAAGAAAAAAAAGCGACCAGUGAAGUAUGCUUAAUAGCGACAUUUUCAAAGAUUAAAGAACUUUUGCAUGAAAGAGAAGAAGAAAUGGUCAAUGAGCUUGAAGAAUGCCAAAGAAACUAUAUAGAAAAGGUGGAACAAGAACUGAGUGAACUCACCCAAACUUUAGAUGUGGAGAACGAAAAUUACAGGUAUUUUACCGAAAUUUAUAAGAAAGAAGAUUCUUUGAUUAACAAAAUCAGAAAAAUUCAAGCAGGGAGAAGGAAUAAUUUGAGCUUCAAAGAGUUUGACAGCUUGAAUUGCUCUACACUUAGCGUAUCAAUAAAAGAAGAAGUUUUAAAGAAUUUGAUUAAUUUUAGCACAAGAGUUAGCUUGGUUAAUCCGAUGGAAGUAAGUAUUAGGAGAACGAAUAUAACUAGAGCUUUGAAAUGAAGGUAUACAGGUGAAAGAAUAGAUGCGCUUACUUUUAUGGUUAGCAGUGAUGUUAAACUUACUGGAGUUGGUAUUUGCGCUCCCUACAAACAAGGAGGAUCUGUCACAGUCAAGGAUUUUCAAAUUGUUAAAGGUAAGGUUAAGAUUAAGAUUAAUGCUGGGCAUUUAAGGUCCCCGCUUCACAAGAGUGACAUUCUGUAUAGCGCUAGCCAUCUGGCUGUACAUCAGAUUGUGUGACUUUAGCCUCUGGUAUCUCCAAGCCAAGGCCGAAAUUCUGGUUUCUCGAUAGUGGAAUGCCCUAUUGGAUCGAAACCUUUGUUGGGCUCCACUAUUUGAAACCUCUUACCUUCAACCGCCUAGUCAUUCCACCCUGCCUCACUCCUAACCGGAUCUCUACCUAUCUGCAGCUCUUCAACGGGGUGUAUCUAUGUUGUCCAGUCUGCCACUCCCUUUUUUAGGUCACCCUAAAAAGUCUACGCAAUUCGGGGCAGACCAAUAUUGCAACUUGCGCAGUUCAUUUCGGGCGCUCCAUGGCUCAGGUGCUGCUAGCAAAAGGAGCCAGAAGUAACUGCCAAUUUGGAUCAGGCCACAAACCAGUGAAUUUGUGCUUAAGUUCUUAUCUGCAGGAUAUGAGUCACUCCUGGCUCCAAAAAUCAUGCCCGUAUAUACAUAGAUAGCUGUCACGGAGAGGACGGAUCGGAUAUCAUCGCCAUUUUAUGUGUAUGAAUUUUUAAAGGUAAAUAUACGAAUUCAAGCUCAGUUUAUAAAAAUCCUAGCAGGAUAAAUAUUACUUAUAGUCCUGAAAAUUCAGUCACAAAGGUGCCUGUAGUUGGUGGGCUGAAAAUAAAGAAAUUUGCUUGGUAUAGUGUAAUUUUUUGCAUUGAAGGGGAUCAUACUUACAAAUGUGUAGACUGCUCUCAAAAAGUGCAGGGGCCUGGCGAUGUUGAGUGGGAGUUUACAAAUACAUCGUUUCAUCAAAGCCAUCAGAAUAAUAGAUGUGACACUGUAUGUGGACCAAUUGCAGAUUUUUAUUAUAUGCAAUUGCAAAAAAAUGACAUGUAA
Molecule: messenger RNA, 1830 nt
Organism: Blepharisma stoltei
Lineage: Eukaryota; Ciliophora; Heterotrichea; Heterotrichida; Blepharismidae
Source: the annotation of a GenBank genome assembly